CGUAAUCACACCAUGGGGUUGUGAAGGCAGACGCCUCUGGAGCUCAUUAGCAGUUUGCACUGUGUGGAUGAUGGGUGACGACGGACCCUCGGAACAUCCCAAACCCGUGGAAUUUCUUAACGUCUGCUUGGAAGACAGCCUGCAGCCCCACCCAGAAGUGCAACUGAGGGAAACGUGCAGCCCCCCUGACUCCCCAGAACCUUGUGGGGAUCAGACCCUGGCCUUCGACCCUCCUGAUCCCAUCAGGCAAGAUGGGCCUCCUGGGGACUCCUGUGCCUCACCCACACAGCUGGGGAACAGCUCUCCCCAGGGUAGCCCACAGGAGGGCCAGAGCAACUCCACCCAGGUGAUGUUCUGGGAGGGCAUCCUGCAGGCCCGGAUGUGUGUCCUGGACCUGGAGGAGGAACUGGAGAAGACAGAGGGGCUCAGGACUGACCUGAGGUGUUGCCUGCCCGCUGCUCCUGCCGACCUCCCAACUUUCUCCGCCAGCCCCUCGGAUCCCCAGGACUCGGGCCUCCACCCCAGCCCGUGUGCGGAGGAGGCCUCUGGGGAAGACGGCAGCGGGCCCGAGGGCGAGAGCCAGAUCCCUGUGUGUUCCAGGGAGGGAUCGCCAGGCUCUUCCCCAGAGUGGGGUCCCGAAGAGGAGAGCGUGUUCUUCGACAACCCCCUCUUCCUGGAAAGCCCUUGCUCUGACACCAGCUCUUCCGGAGCACGCUUUUCCUGGGACUUCUCAGCCUCCCUGGUGGAUGUCAGGACGGCGCCCGAGAGCCCACAGACGCAGGGGCCUCCACUCCCAGAAGCCAGAGUGCCGUGGGAGCAGGGGAGCGAGCCUGACUGUGGGGGUGGCACUGCCGCUGACUCCAAUGGGCACUCCGCCCCCUUGAUCCUUGUGCCCACCUACAAAACACACUUCCUUUACUGGGCCACACCGGACACCACCGAGGGGGCUUCAGUAGAACCUCCUGACCAGGACGAGAGUGAGCCUGUUCUAGGAGACAGUCUUAACCCUGCGCCCUCUGCAGCACCCUGUGUACAAGAAGCGUCAGCCUGGGAAGCGGGACACGCUGGAUCUGAACCCAGCUCUGCCACACACCAUGUGCAACCUUGGGCCCAGCCCAGCCCUGAGGAAUGGCAGACAGAGGAGGGCCCUCUUCUCCCCGAGGGCAAAGGUGACAGGGAUGCUGAGUGUCCCCAGGAGUCAGCUUCCUACACGCUGGUCCCCGGGCCCUGGGGUAGCCCAGCCUUUUCACCGGAGCCUAACAGCCCUGAGUCUGAGAGCAGGGGCCGCAGCCCCAGCCCCAGCCCGGAGCCCUCUCAGGAAAGCAGCACCCAGCUGCAGGACUGCCACACGGACACCACCCUCCCAGAGCGGACACUAGAUGCUUCGUGCCCUUUGCUCUUGGAGAUAGAUGGGGCAGAGCCCAGUUCUCUGGAGAAAGAGGAGGAAGGAGCGACCCCAGGCCCAGAGAAGGAAGUAAGCAGUGAAGGCCCGGCAGGGCCUGCGGCUGGAGUCAUGCAGCCCGACGCUCACCUGACCCCCACGGAAGGGCUUCCCGAGGACCCCAUGCCCCGAGCCCACUUGCCAGUGGAAGACCAGAAGUCACAGGCUGGAGACAAGCUGGCUAAUGGCGUCAGCACUGACAAAGUGGCCUGGAAUUUGGCCUCUCGCCUCUAUCACCUGGAGGGCUUCCGGAAGUCUGAGGUGGCCGCCCACCUGCGGAAGAACAAUGACUUCAGCAGGGCUGUGGCUGCGGAGUACUUGUCCUUUUUCCAUUUUGGUGGCCAGAACCUGGACCGUGCGCUCCGGCAAUUCCUCCAGGCCCUGGUGCUGAGUGGGGAGACACAGGAGCGCGAGCGAAUCCUUUACCAGUUCUCCAGACGCUUCCAUUACUGCAAUCCCGGGGUCUUCUCCUCAGUAGACUGUGUACACACCUUGACCUGUGCCAUCAUGCUCCUUAACACAGACCUCCACGGACAGAACAUCGGGAAAAGCAUGAGCUGCCAGGAAUUCAUCAACAACCUGAACGGCCUGAAGGAUGGCGGGAACUUCCCCAAGGAGCUGCUGAAGACCCUCUACUGGUCCAUCCGAAGUGAGAAGCUGGAGUGGGCAGUGGAUGAAGAAGAUACGAGCAGGCCUGAGAAGGCCCCGCUAUCACCCCCAAUUGGCAAGAUGGGCAGCCCCUUCCUCCAGCUGGCCCAGGACCCCACCGCACCCACCUAUAAGCAGGGCAUCCUGACUCGGAAGAUGCACCACGAUGCAGAUGGCAAGAAGACGGCGUGGGGCAAGCGGGGCUGGAAGAUGUUCCACACCUUGCUGCGAGGGAUGGUCCUCUACUUCCUGAAGCAGGGAGAGGACCCCCCUCCUCCUGAGGGGGAGAUUUUGGUGGGGCAGAUGGUGGAUGAGCCCGUUGGGGUGCACCACUCGCUGGCCACUCCCGCCACCCAUUACACCAAGAAGCCUCACGUCUUCCAGCUGCGGACUGCAGACUGGCGCCUCUACCUCUUCCAGGCACCCACUGCCAAGGAGAUGAGCUCUUGGAUCGCUCGCAUCAACCUGGCCGCUGCCAUGCACUCAGCGCCGCCUUUUCCCGCUGCGGUGGGCUCCCAGCGCAGAUUUGUCAGGCCCAUCAUGCCCAUGGGCCCUGCCAACAGCUCCCUGGAGGAGCAGCAUCGAUCCCAUGAGAACUGCCUGGAUGCUGCCUCGGAUGACCUGCUGGAUCUGCAAAGGAACUUACCAGAGCGGAGGGGCCGCAGUAGAGAGCUGGAAGAGUACCGCCUGCGGAAGGAGUAUCUGGAGCAUGAGAAAACUCGCUAUGAGACAUACGUGCAGCUGCUGGUGGUCCGUCUGCAUUGCUCCUCGGAUGACCUGGACCUGUGGGAAGAGCAGCUGGGGAGGGAGGCUGGAGACCUUCAGGAGCCCAAGCCCAGCCUGAAAAAGUCCCACUCCAGCCCGUCUCUGCAUCAGGAUGAGGCCCCCACCACAGCCAAGGUGAAGCGCAACAUUUCAGAGCGUAGAACCUACCGGAAGAUCAUCCCCAAGCGGAACCGCAACCAGCUGUGAAGCUAGCAGACACUGGCCCCUGCUCUGGGUGGACAGAGGUGAAACCCUGCAGGGCAGCCUCGUCUCAGUGCGCCCUUCAUGACGGAGGCGAACCCGCUGUCCUGCUCCUCCUUCCCAGUGGACCCAUUUCCCCAUGGACCUCAUUCUCUCCCUCUCUCACCGGAGCUCUUACAGCACUGCCGUGCCUUCCCUGAGGGCGGUCCAUGGGCACUCCAAGAGUGCCUUGUUUCCUGGGCCUGCAUCAGGGGCAGCAUUUGCUUAAGAAUCAGUUCACCCUGUCCUGGGCUUAUGGAAGAGACUGGGGCAACAGAAGUCUUUGGGUAGUCAGCGAGGGGGCCUUAGCGCCAGGGGUGGCACCAGCAGGCGGCCUGUUAUGAGAGACCCUGGAGGUCCUGGCCAGCUCCUAUGACAGGGAGUAGCUCCACUCAGCCCCUGCAUGGAGGGGCCAGACUUCUGGGCGGGCCUUCAGAUGGCCUACAGGCAGGUGGCAAUCAGGUGAGGCUGACUGGGGCCUGCGUGUCUCUCUCUCCUGGUGCCUUUCCCUGUCCUUAUCCUUGUACAAGGGGCUGAUGAGGGCCCUCUCUCACCCAUCCAAAUGCCAGCCAGCAAAACAGACUGAUGGAGGUCAGUGAGAACCAGUGGUGUGGUCUCCAGAGCACUGGAGCAUCUGGGAACAGGGGCCUUUGUUUCCCAGGCUAGAGAAGGAGAUUCUUCAGGUUCAGACUUCAGGGAGCUGAGGAGUAAGAGGUGGGGGUACGUCCGCCUGGGGGUUCCCUGGGCAGGACCCUUGGCUGAGGAGAUUUGUGAGGGUCACACUGGCUCUCUUCUCAGACCCCCAUUCCUUAUAGCUCCAUUCCUGAAGGCACCAGUUCCCUUUUUGCCCUCCUGCCACAUCACGGGGGCUUUGCUGGCCUCCCAGGAAGUCUCCUUGUGCUGCCCUCUGGCUGCCUCCCAGCUGGACCUGUUCUGGGGGAAGGUUCCGGAGGCUUGGGGUCCGAGGCUCUGCCUGUGGGAAGGAGGCUGGGCCGGGGGAGCAGCCACCAUUGUCUCUGUUCAGCCAAGUGUGCGAGCAGGCUGUCCGCCCGCCCGCCCGCCCGCCGCCGCCUGCCGGCUGACGCACUGCCUCUCCCUUCCUGCUGGUCCUCCCUUCCAGGCUUGUGAGCAGCCCUGGGCCUGGACCAUCACCCCAAAAGGCUGACCUUUGGGGACAUGAGGAAUCCUGAACCGGGGCCCAGAGCCAGAUCAUGCACCCAAUGGGUGCGCAAUAAAAACAGGCCAAUGAAGAAG
Molecule: messenger RNA, 4348 nt
Organism: Condylura cristata (star-nosed mole)
Lineage: Eukaryota; Metazoa; Chordata; Mammalia; Eulipotyphla; Talpidae
Gene: PSD4
Product: pleckstrin and Sec7 domain containing 4
Exons: 16
Coding region: 68-3061 (997 amino acids)
Biological process (GO): regulation of ARF protein signal transduction
Cellular component (GO): ruffle membrane
Molecular function (GO): phospholipid binding; protein binding; guanyl-nucleotide exchange factor activity
Source: RefSeq, a predicted model, not a curated record